GGUGAGUUUGGUCUCUUUGCUGGGAAAAUGGGUAGAGUUCAACGGUUCUCUGUGACCGUGUCUUCAGUUGCACAUCAAUAGUGGCGAGGAAAUCAUAUUCCUGCUGCUUAGAAUUUUCCAAUUUUCUUCGCAAGAAAAACUUUAAAAAAAUAAUUUGAAAAAAUGAUUUUUAGGUGGAUUCAAGUGUCUUCUUGUGCUAAGAAGAGGAUUUAAUUUUAUUUUAUCGUGAAACGUGUGGAAAAAGCGCUGAAAAGUCUGGGAAAAAUUUCUGUCGUCAUCGGGAUGAAGCCGUAGAAAGGUGCUGGUGGUGGUGUGUGAGAAUGAAGAGGAAACAGCGUCGAUACAGGACCACAUUCAAUUCGCUGCAGCUUCAGGAGCUGGAGCGUGCCUUCCAGCGAACCCACUACCCGGAUGUCUUCUUCAGGGAGGACCUCGCGCGUGUUAUUGAUCUCACAGAGGCUAGGGUGCAGGUGUGGUUCCAGAAUCGUCGUGCCAAGUGGCGAAAGCAGGAGAAACCACCCGAUGCUCCCUGCUUCGAUAUGCCUCUCCCGCAAUUCCCCGAAUCCACGGCAAUUCCCACCCAACAACCACCCCCAACGGACAUCCUGCCCGAUGUUGUGGCUCCCAGUGAUAUUUUUACCGAAAUCCCCAUCCAAUCCCUCGAUUCGGACCUCAUGAAAGCCCCCCAAGUAGACGAAGUACCCCUCUCACCGUCCUGUGGUGCCCGCCUGUCCCCAAAUCUCUUCCUGGGCAUAAAUUUUGAUCACAGCAUGUGCCUCGAUCGGGGCAAUUUAUCCCUCGAAUGGACCACCCUCACGAGCUUCUCGCCAUUCCCAUCGAAUCAACCAAGCAGUGAUCCCGAGAAUUGUCUCAGUUUGCUGGACAACUCUCAAUCCUCCUUCGAUGAGAUGAAGUUCCUCAGCACGGAGAGUUGCAUAAUGAACCUGGAUCAGGAUAGAACGCUCACAAUGGAGCCCAAAUCCACCCAUCAGGCAAUUACGGAUGCGCAGCAGCAGGACUACACCCUCCUAACGAGUAGUCUAGCUGAGCAGGAGGAGCAAAAGAUCACAGAGACGCAUCUUAUAGACCUGGAAGUGCCUACAAUGGAUUUCUAAAAAAAAAUGUGCCUCUAACUUAAAUAAUGUUUCAGAGGGACUCUCUGGAUGUGAUUUAAUGUGGGAUUUAUUAGGAAGAAUUUUAAAUUAAAUCUAAAUGAAAGAAAAAUGAAAAA
Lutzomyia longipalpis is the source of this 1231-nucleotide messenger RNA. RefSeq names its product retinal homeobox protein Rx1 (gene Pph13). The transcript has 2 exons. Gene Ontology annotation, biological process: regulation of transcription by RNA polymerase II. NCBI's taxonomy places the organism in Eukaryota, Metazoa, Arthropoda, Insecta, Diptera, Psychodidae. The coding region runs from base 321 to 1115 and encodes 264 amino acids. The record is from RefSeq and is a predicted model, not a curated record. Gene Ontology annotation, molecular function: RNA polymerase II transcription regulatory region sequence-specific DNA binding; DNA-binding transcription factor activity, RNA polymerase II-specific.